This is a messenger RNA of Oncorhynchus masou masou (cherry salmon), 3132 nucleotides long. RefSeq names its product muscarinic acetylcholine receptor M2-like. Gene Ontology annotation, biological process: regulation of heart contraction; chemical synaptic transmission; regulation of smooth muscle contraction. Gene Ontology annotation, molecular function: G protein-coupled acetylcholine receptor activity; G protein-coupled serotonin receptor activity. Gene Ontology annotation, cellular component: synapse; plasma membrane; dendrite. The record is from RefSeq and is a predicted model, not a curated record. Bases 349 to 1866 code for a protein of 505 amino acids. Lineage: Eukaryota; Metazoa; Chordata; Actinopteri; Salmoniformes; Salmonidae. The transcript has 3 exons.
UUUGCCUCCCCAGCUUUACUCUACAAGCAUGUCCUCAGACGUGCAGCCGUGUGAUGAAGCAAACCAACUAACUUCCAGAGAGCACCGGACGAAGGUAACCCGCUGCACGAGCAGCAGAAAAGUCUGAGAGCAGGGGCACCCCAAGUUGACCCCAUCCGGAGACUUCUUCCUGGGCUGAACACCAUGGAGACUGUUUGACAGUGGAAGUGGAGGUUUACUGUACAGUAGCUCAGCUGGAGUUUCUCACCCCUUCAUGACAUGCAGUGAGCCGAUGCCACCAGCAGGUGCAAAGGCGAUUCAAAGCCUGAACUCCAACUGAAUAGAAGAACAUCCCCAAGACCAGAUGCAAUGGAGAUGUUCAAUUUCACCAACUUCACCUACUGGAAUGCCUCAGAAGGCACUGACGCAGGGCCUGUCAUUGAACCAGAAAGCCCAUACAAGACUGUGGAGGUGGUGUUCAUCGUAUUGGUGGCUGGGUCCCUCAGCCUGGUCACCGUUAUUGGAAAUAUCCUGGUCAUGCUUUCCAUUAAGGUCAAUAGGAACCUACAGACUGUCAACAACUACUUUUUAUUCAGCCUUGCAUGUGCUGACCUAAUCAUCGGGCUGUGUUCCAUGAACUUGUAUACAGUAUACAUAGUGAUUGGCUACUGGCCCUUAGGGCCUGUGGUGUGUGAUCUGUGGCUCGCCUUGGACUAUGUAGUGAGUAACGCAUCUGUCAUGAACCUACUCAUCAUCAGUUUUGACAGAUACUUCUGUGUCACAAAGCCCCUCAGCUACCCUGUCAAAAGGACCACCAAGAUGGCAGGGAUGAUGAUUGCUGCUGCCUGGGUCCUGUCCUUCAUUCUGUGGGCCCCAGCCAUCCUUUUCUGGCAGUUCAUCGUGGGCGGGCGGACAGUGCCUGAGAGGGAGUGUUACAUUCAGUUCUUCUCUAAUGCAGCAGUCACCUUCGGCACGGCCAUCGCAGCCUUCUACCUGCCCGUUAUCAUCAUGGUCAUUCUCUACAUACAGAUCUCUAUAGCCAGUAAAAGCCGGGUAAAGAAGGAGACCAGGAAGCCGUCAGGGCCCAACCCAGAGGCCCUGUCCCACGAGCAGGCAAGGUGCAGUAAUUCUGCCAAGCCCAUCAACAACAACGUGACAGCAGAGGACACAGAGCAGGGCAGGACCGAAGCCAUAGAUGACGUGGCCAACCAGCACGACGGUAAACUGCAGAAUGGAAAGGGCCCGUCCACCACGGGUGGAGAGGGGGAGAUGGAGGGCAUGGACAGGGGUAGGGAGACCUGUGCCCACGGAGAGGAGAAAGAGAGCUCCAACGACUCGACAUCUGGCAGUGCAGCGGCGUCCAACCACAAAGAAGAAGAAACGGUGCCAUCCAGAGCAAACUGCAACACCGAGCUCGUUCAGCAGCCAACCCGCCACCGGGCCAAGGCAGGCGGCUCCAAACUCACCUGCAUCAAGAUUAAGACCAAGUCUCCCAAGGGGGACUGCUACACGCCCUCCAACACCACUGUGGAGAUCGUCCCCGCCACGGAGAAGCAGAACCAUGUGGCGCGGAAAAUCGUAAAGAUGACCAAGCAGCCGCCCAAGAAGAAGAAAGCGCCACCGUCUCGGGAGAAGAAGGUGACCCGUACCAUCAUGGCCAUCCUGGUGGCCUUUGUGGCCACCUGGACCCCUUACAAUGUCAUGGUGCUCAUCAACACCUUCUGCUCCAGCUGCAUCCCCAGCACAGUCUGGACUAUCGGCUACUGGCUGUGCUACAUCAACAGCACCAUCAACCCUGCCUGCUAUGCCCUCUGCAAUGUCACUUUCAAAAAGACAUUCAAACAUCUCCUCCUCUGCCAAUACAAAAACAUUAGGUCAGCUAGAUGAAUAUGGAUGUGAGUGUGCGAGUGUGGAUGUGAGGAUGUGAGCGUGUGUGUGUGUGUGUGUGUGUGUGUGUGUGUGUGUGUGUGUGUGUGUGUGUGUGUGUGUGUGUGUGUGUGUGUGUGUGUGUGUGUGUGUGUGUGUGUGUGUGUGUGUGUGUGUGUGUGUGAGAGAGAGAGAGAGAGAGAGAGAGAGAGAGAGGUUUGUGAUGUGGUCCCUUUCCUUGUUUUUACUCUACGGCUCAUAAGAGAACAGGUCCUGCAGGUCCUGCAGCCAUGUUGGGUUUGGCUCUGAUGAAUGAGAUUUGUGAUGCAACUGUUGAGACAUAAGACUUACAAAGAAGCACACAGCCAGGAGAACAAAUAGGCCGAACAUGAAAAGGACAGUUGGAUAGAGAGCUCUGCACUGCACAAGACGAAUUCUAAGGGAAAAUAGGGCUGACUGAAUUCACGUACUUCCCGCUUGAAAUUCAGUGUAAAAAAAAGAAACCUGUAUAUAUCAAUGUAUACGCAAAAUCUAAGUGUGCGUGUGUGUGUGCGUGUGUGUGUGUGCGUGUGUGUGUGUGCGUGCGUGCGUGUGUGUGUGUGUGUGUGUGUCUGAGCGUGACAGAAUGAUCCACACAGUUUCCGUGGAGAUGUCCGCCAGUAAAGACAGCACAAGGACAUACAGAACAUACUACAAACUGUUAUCUGUAUGCCGGUGGCACUCUGUGUUGGCGGCACACAAAGCAGAGCAGCUUGUCUAAACUGCCUCUCUGACAUGUUCAUAUACGACUGAGUAACAUGGCUGGGAGACCUCCUAUCUCCAGGGAUGGACCAUAAGUGGCCCCUGAAGGGCAUAGCAGGACAGAGACCAGGCCUGGCCAGGGUCACCUCUCACCACAACGCAGGACUGAGGUUAGGAAACUUGUUUUGAAAAAAGGUCAUAAGUAAAACAAAUAAAUAGAUCAUUUAAAAAUACAUCCAAAAAGGCCUUGUUCAAUUACAUUAUUUAGCUUGCUAUUCGUUUUCCACAUACUUUUAGAUGAUCAGCGAUUUGAUCUCUUACAAUUCAUUACGUGAAGAGUUUGACGUUUAUUUGAUUGUAUAUUAAGAUAUUCUUUUAGUCAGAUAGUCUAAACUCUUAGAAAAAAAGGUGCUAACUAGAACCAAAAAGGGUUAUUUGGCUGUCACCGUAGGAGAACCCUUUGAAGAACCCCUUUUGUUUCCAGGUAGAACCCUUUUGGAUCCAAUAGAACUCUUUUGUGUUCCAUGUGGAACCCUUUCCACAGAG